Cryptomeria japonica (Japanese cedar) is the source of this 879-nucleotide messenger RNA. RefSeq names its product photosystem I P700 chlorophyll a apoprotein A1-like. The record is from RefSeq and is a predicted model, not a curated record. The transcript has a single exon. Bases 1 to 879 code for a protein of 292 amino acids. NCBI's taxonomy places the organism in Eukaryota, Viridiplantae, Streptophyta, Pinopsida, Cupressales, Cupressaceae. Gene Ontology annotation, cellular component: thylakoid; membrane. Gene Ontology annotation, biological process: photosynthesis.
AUGAGUGCUUUAGGACGUCCUAAAGAUAUGUUUUCAGAUACUGCUAUACAAUUACAACCUAUCUUUGCUCAAUGGGUACAAAACACUCAUGCUUUAGCACCCAGUUUGACAGCUCCUGAUGCAACAGCAAGCACCAACUUAACCUGGGGAGGCGGCGAUUUGGUAGCAGUAGGUGCCAAAGUGGCUUUGUUACCUAUUCCAUUAGGAACUAUGGAUUUUUUAGUACACCAUAGUCAUGCAUUUACUAUCCAUGUGACUAUAUUAAUAUUACUAAAAGGUGUUUUAUUUGCUCACAGUUCUCGUUUAAUACCCGAUAAAGCGAAUCUUGGUUUUUGUUUUCCUUGCGAUGGGCCUGGUAGAGGAGGAACAUGUCAAGUAUCUACCUGGGAUCAUGUCUUCCUAGGAUUAUUUUGGAUGUACAAUGCAAUUUCGGUAGUAAUAUUUCAUUUUAGUUGGAAAAUGCAGUCUGACGUUUGGGGUAGUAUAAGUGAUCAGGGAGUGGUAACUCAUAUUACAGGAGGAAACUUUGCACAAAGUUCCAUUACAAUUAACAGGUGGCUUCAUGACUUUCUAUGGGCACAAGCUUCUCAAGUAAUCCAACCUUACGGUUCUUCAUUAUCUGCAUAUGGCCUUUUAUUCUUAGGUGCUCAUUUCGUUUGGGCCUUUAGUUUAAUGUUCCUAUUUAGUGGCCGUGGAUAUUGGCAAGAACUUAUUGAAUCUAUUGUUUGGGCUCAUAAUAAAUUAAAAGUUGCUCCUGCUAUCCAGCCAAGAGCCUUGAGUAUUGUCCAAGGACGUGCUGUAGGAGUAGCUCAUUACCUUCUGGGUGGAAUCGUCACAACAUGGGCGUUCUUCCUAGCAAGAAUUAUUGUAGUAGGAUAA